ACGGAGCCGCCCCCGCACCCCCGGGAUGCGGCUUUGCCACUGCGGCCGCCCCGCCGCCCCCGGGCUCGGCAGGGCCGGGGCAGCUCCGGCCUGAGGAGCCGUGGCGGUGAAUGGGCGGAGCGGGAGGAGCCGGAGCCGCCGCCGCCGCGAUGGCUCAGGAGAAGAUGGAGCUGGACCUGGAGCUGCCGCCGGGGAGCGCCGCGGGCCCGGGCGACGGCGGCGGCCUGAGGAGGUCGAACAGCGCCCCGCUGAUCCACGGGCUCAGCGAUAAUUCACAGGUGUUCCAGGCCAACGUCUUGCGAACCCGCAGGAACAGCACCACGGUCAUGAAUCGGCACAGCCCGUUUGUGCCAUCGUCUCCUAUCCGUAUUCCCAGCAGCCGCCUGCAUCAAAUCAAACAGGAAGAAGGGAUGAAUCUGCUGAACAGAGAAACAGUUCGUGAAAGAGAAGUGCAAGUAGCAAUGCAGAUGAGCCACUCAUGGGAGGAGAGCUUGAGCCUGAGCGACAAUGAUUUUGAAAAAUCACUAUCACCAAAACAAGUAGACUUUGUUCCAGUUUCUCCAGCUCCUUCACCUACAAGAGGAAUAGGGAAGCAAUGUUUCUCACCAUCCUUGCAAAGUCUGGUCAGUAGCAGUGGAUUGCCUCCAAGUCCCAGCCCAAGUCCAACAAGGAGAUUUUCAAGCAGGAGAAGCCAGAGUCCAAUUAACUGCAUUCGACCGAGUGUUCUUGGAUCAAUAAAAAGAAAAGGUGUGACAGAGAUGGAAGAUCAUCCCAAAAGAUUAUUCCAAGGAUCCACCAACAUGCUUACCCCUGAAGCUGCACAUCAGGCAGACCUUGGGGGAUGUCUGUCCUCACACGCCCUCGAUGACAACAGGAGCAGUGCCGGCUCCUCCUGUGACUCCCCAGCAGAAGUUGGCACCAGCACAGACUCUCCAGUCUCGCUCUCUGACUCCAGAUCCUCCUUUUUACCAGUAGAUCUUACGGCCAAGUUACCCAUUAACUGAGGAGCAGGAGUCUGCUGAUGGACACCAGGAAACAGGCUGGAUAUCACCGAGACUUUCUGUUGUGUGUAACCGAUUCUGUUCCUCAUAGGAACUUCCAGGAAUGUCAUUAUUUCUAGAAAACUUCCAGAGUAGUUCCUUGAGGAGGAAUUCAUGUUUCUAGUGAUUUGUAUGACAUUUACUAAAAUAACAGCAAGCAUUUGGGUUGCAGACUCAUUGGAUGUUCACAUCAGCCAGCAAGAUGUGGAUUUGCCAUGGAUAUUGUCUCCUUGGUAUGAAUUACAAAGGCUGGAUGUGCAUCCUGCUUGUGGAAGACUUGGCUUGCCAGCAGCCAGUGUCCUCCCUCAUAUAAUGUGGUGCUUGUGUAGGAGCAGAUAACUGUCAUAUUUGUCCUCAGUCUGAAACCAGUGAAUCAGCUUACUAAUUGUUUUUAUUCCCAGAGUGUUAGAUAUUUAUAUUUUUUAGUUCUUCAUGUGUAAGGGGGAAUACUGGGGUGUGGGGGGGAAUUGUUCUGAUUGGCUCUUAAUCAAUUCUAUGUUCCAAUGGAUGUCCAAAGAAGAAGUUGGUGAAUUGUCAACAUAAAUUUAUAUGUUGGAUUUUAUAUGACUGCUGUUUUGGCUAAAUCUAAAUUAGGUGUGGAACAUUCUUCUGGGGUUUUGUAUUAUUUUCUUCCCCAUUUAGAUGAUGUAUUGCAGUGGUAGAUGCUCUGUUAAAGGUCUUUUAAUAGGGAAAAGUAGUGGUAAUAUUUGGAACAAGACAUUAAAUCCUGAGGCUUUAGUAUUUAGUACUUCAGAAAUGCGUUAUUUUAACAGUCAGUAUUUGUCCUCCUAUAUGACUUGUGUUGGACAGAUACAGUGAGAAAUCUUGAAUGUCUUUUUACAGGCUGAGGAGAUCAAACCUGUUUAAUCUGUAUUUAAUCUCCUGAUGUCACUUCGUCAAACAAUGACAUCAAGUCCUUUCUGCUGUUGAAAACUUCAGAUGCUGAUUGGAAGCUGGAAUCUGGUAAUCUGAGAUGUUUGAAAAGUCAAUGUGUUGAGGCAUCCUGAUCUCAACUCUGAGAUUCCCCAAACAGGAGGAAAAAUAUGCAGGCCCCCCUAUAGACAGCUGUCUGUAGAGAUCUUCCAGUGGCAACCUCAUUUAGGUUUUGGGCUCCUGCUGUGCAUCCGAACUUCCCCAGCUGGGUCCCCAUUUGUACAUGCCUGUGCUGUGUGGUUCCAAACCUUCUCUUCUGAGAGGUUUAUAAUGAAGCAAAACGUUUUAUUUUUAAACACUAAAUCUUUGUAGCGUGUCAUGAAGCAAGAAAAGUAUGGAAACAUCCUCAAGAAGGAGAAAAACCUGCCCUGAACUCUGCUGUGAAAGAUUCACAUGGGUGAAGCUUUGAUGGGCAGCAGCCAUCCAAAGCAGAAGUGGAUGACUUGGAGCGCAAAGACCCGGCGACCUGAGGGCCAAUGACCCGUUUCCCUGUGUCCUUAUUGUAGAGAGAAAAUAGAAUGUAUUUAAUAGUCUGACGCUGUUCUAGGAAGAUACGACAUGGUUUACUUCUGAUAUCAUUCCUCUUAAAUUAUUGUAAUAUCCCCUUGCUGGUUGCAGUUCCUCUCUGAGGUCCAGCUGCCCUUUGUCCCUGUGCAGACGGACACGUGAGGGUUGGUGUCUGUUUGUCUGACAAGGCAAAGUUUGGUUUUGCAAUUUCAGGUAUGUGCCAAAGAGUUGCUGUGCGUUCACUCUUCUGUGGUGAGAGCAAGACUCUUUUUUAAAAAAAUCUUGCUUAUUUCUUAAGAAUGAACCUCCUGGUGUCUCUUCGAGUCUUUGUUAAAAGAUUCAUCAGUGGAGGGGUUUCAUAGCUGCGUGUGGGUCAACUUGUCUCUUCUCUGUUGAAUAUUUAUGCUAUUUUUCAAAUAAGUGCCAAUAAAUGGAAAAGUAAAUGUGUUUUGCUGUUUCUGCACUUUGUUAGAUAACCAUAUUCUUUUUUGUUCAUCUGGGAUUAAAUGCUUUCUUUAAAAAUCAGAAUAUCUGUUGUAAUUUACUUCCACCCAGUCCAGCUUACAUUUAAGUUUGCCUUAAAAUCUGCAGCAGACUUACUUGUGUUCCUAGUGCAAUGCUGUCUUACAGGUCUGUGACAACCCUUGGGAUAAAGGAGAAUAAACCCAAACAUUUUCAAAAUA
Messenger RNA from Corapipo altera (White-ruffed manakin), 3163 nucleotides. Its product is annotated as protein FAM122A. NCBI's taxonomy places the organism in Eukaryota, Metazoa, Chordata, Aves, Passeriformes, Pipridae. Bases 111 to 1004 code for a protein of 297 amino acids. Gene Ontology annotation, biological process: mitotic G2/M transition checkpoint. The transcript has 10 exons. Gene Ontology annotation, molecular function: protein serine/threonine phosphatase inhibitor activity. The record is from RefSeq and is a predicted model, not a curated record. Gene Ontology annotation, cellular component: cytoplasm; nucleus.